Molecule: messenger RNA, 2191 nt
Organism: Branchiostoma floridae (Florida lancelet)
Lineage: Eukaryota; Metazoa; Chordata; Leptocardii; Amphioxiformes; Branchiostomatidae
Product: probable arginine--tRNA ligase, mitochondrial
Exons: 18
Coding region: 94-1839 (581 amino acids)
Biological process (GO): arginyl-tRNA aminoacylation; mitochondrial translation
Cellular component (GO): mitochondrion; cytoplasm
Molecular function (GO): ATP binding; arginine-tRNA ligase activity
Source: RefSeq, a predicted model, not a curated record
UGGCGCCCGCCGGAGUAAAAAAUCACAUGUGAUUCGAUUUGUUUGCUCGUAUUUAGUUCUCCAACGAAUGUGACACCACGAAAAGGACAUACAAUGGCUUGCCACUUUAGAAGAGCGAUCGCCGGUUUGAUAUCAAAAGCAGCAAGAAUACAUGAAGAAAAGAUUGUUCCCUUGAUACAAGUUUCCAAUCCAAAGACUUCAAGUGAAGGAGAGUUCCUCCUGCCCAUUAAACCACUGAUUGACAUCGGGGUCCUGCCUCCAGACUCAGUAGAGAGUGGAACUGCACAAGAUACAAUAGCAAACCUCACAAACAGGAUAAGCUGCCAGCACCCAGUGUUGAAGGCAGUGAGCAACAAAUAUGGAAUCCAGUUUUCUGUGGAUCAAGCACUCUUGAUAAAGAGUGUCCUCUCCAAAGAACAAGAGGACAGAGAACAGUAUGGCAGACGGAGUGACUUAUUUGGUGUGAGGAAGGGAGAGAAGGUUGUUGUCGAGUACAGUUCUCCCAACAUAGCCAAGCCCUUCCACGCAGGUCAUCUUAGGUCAACUAUCAUGGGGAACUUCAUUGCCAAGCUGCACCACGCCCUUGGUAACAAGGUGGUCAGGAUCAACUACCUUGGGGACUGGGGGGUUCAAUUUGGCCUUCUUGCUGUAGGUUUUCAGCUGUUUGGUUCAGAGGAGGCCCUGCAGACAAAUCCUAUCCAGCAUCUGUUUGAGGUGUAUGUGAAGGUAAACCAAGCUGCUGAGGAGGAUGAAGACAUCCACAGGCAGGCCAGAGAGUUCUUCAGACUACUUGAACACAGGGAUCCGACAGCCUUAGCGCUGUGGACAAGAUUCAGGGACUUAAGUAUAGAGGAAUACUCAAGGAUAUACAAGAGACUAGGAGUCCAGUUUGAUGAGUACUCUGGUGAGUCCAUGUACUCCUACAGGUCACAGCAGGUCAUCUCACAGUUACGGGAGGCUGGGCUGUUACAGAUCACUGAAAGAGGCACUGGAGUUGUUGACCUGUCUGAAGACAACAGCAUGUCCUUCUACAGCACAGUCACCAGGAGUGAUGGAACAUCUCUAUACAUCACCAGGGACAUUGCAGCUGCAGUAGACAGAUAUGAGAGGUUUAAAUUUGACAGGAUGUAUUAUGUGGUAGACAAGAGCCAAGAAGAUCACUUCCGCCAGCUGUUCAAGACACUUGAGAAGAUGGGAUAUACCUGGGCAGACAGAUGCCACCAUAUAAAGUUUGGAAGAGUCCAAGGCAUGAAGACCAGGAGGGGGGAGGUGGUGUUGUUAGAAGACAUCCUGAAUGAAGCACAGAGACAGAUGUUGGACAAUAUGCAGCAGGCUGCAACCACAAAACAUAUGGAUAAUCCUGAGGAGGUUGCAGAGACAGUAGGGAUCACAGCAGUACUAGCUCAGGAUUUCCGUGGCAAGAUCUUGUCUGACUACAAGUUUGACUGGAACAGGGCACUGCAGAGUAAAGGGGACACUGGUGUGUUCCUGCAGUACACACAUGCCAGGCUGUGUAGUUUAGAACGUGAAAGCGGGAUGUUGGUACCUGACAGCUGUGACCCCGCCUUGUUACAGGAGCAACAGGCGCUACAACUACUGCAGCAGAUAGCUGGGUUUGACCAAGCAGUUCAUAAAGCCUGGACUGAAUUAGAGCCAAGGCACAUCCUGUCUUACAAUCUGCAGCUCAGUCACCUUGUGGCAGCUGCACACAAGUCACUCAAGGUCAAGGGCAGCCCAAAGGAUGUGGCAGAAGCACGUCUUCUGUUGUUCCAUGCUGCUCGUGUGACGUUAGCCAAUGGGAUGGAUCUACUCUGUAUGACACCUGUGGACAGGAUGUGAUGUUGACCAAUGAGAAGGCUCUACUGUGGAUAAGAUGUGAUGUUGACCAAUGGGAAGACUACUUUGUUUGACACAUGUGGACAGGAUGUGAUGUUGACCAAUGAGAAGGCUCUUUUCUGUAUGACACAUGUGAACCUGAUUUGACAUUAGUCAAUGAAUAGGAUGGCUCACAUAUUUGUAUAUAUGACACCUGUGGACAGGUUGAAAUGCUACUUCAGCUAUUCCAUUUAUUAAUACACAUAUAGGGAGAAAUGUGUUGAGUGACAGAAAACUGUACAGUGAUCUCCUUCAAGCAACUGUUGUACUGAGCUGCACUGAGACUUGUAAAUAAAAAAUAAACAGUAAAAUCUGC